Molecule: messenger RNA, 13346 nt
Organism: Porites lobata
Lineage: Eukaryota; Metazoa; Cnidaria; Anthozoa; Scleractinia; Poritidae
Source: the annotation of a GenBank genome assembly
AUGCACAUUGUUAUUUUUUUCUGGGUAUCUUUUACAGCUGACCUUCUAUGGAAUUUUGGCUUUCUUGGGAUUCAUGCUACAAGCACUAACAAUGUCACCUGUCAUGCCUGCCCAAAGGGUACACAGGCAAAUAACAGUAAGUACAGAGUAUAAGUAUGACAGCCCCUCUUGCUGUAAAGUGAAUGAAGUAGAAAACAUUUUUCUCACACGCAGAACACAGAGCUGGAGCAUGGGUUCAAGUGUUCAGAGGUUCAUCAGGAGUUAUGGUGAUUCAAAGUUCAGUUUGUUUUGUUGCCAUCCACCAUUAGGUGAUGUACCCAACCGGCACCAGUCCUCCAUGCGAUCAUGUCGCACAUGCCAACUCUCCCGGAUUAUCCGGGAGUCUCCUGGUCUCCAGUAUGGGUCACCAAAUCUCCCAAGUAAAAUUGAGUUAUAAGAUUUUCUGUGCUUUAAUUUGGAAUUUAUCCAUUUUCUCCCCAAAUUUGAAUUUUCUUUGAUUCAUAGUUCAGUUUCUGGAGCAUUUUUGCACAUAUUUCAUCACUGACAAAGAUUAUUUCGCCAUAUUUACAAUCACAUGUAAAAGCAAAUUGUGAUGGUCUGUAACUGAUGUAAGACUUCAUCAUUAUAAUGUCCUAAGCCAUUCCCAUGGGAUUUAAGGAACUGGAUUGAAUUGUGGUUAUUGGGGGGUCGGGAUCAGGGUCAGGGGGUGUGUGUGUGUGUGGUGGGGGGGUUGGUCAUUGAUAUUAGGGGGGGUUAAUGCAAAAGAGGGAGUGUCCAGAUUUUAGAUUUCCAGAUAUAGAGGUUGGCAUCUGUGUCAUGUGUCUUUGGGUUGCUUGAGCAUUUGAAUUAGUGCAAUAGUUCUUGUUGAUACUUUUAUCUGUCUCAGUUUCGUGAACCCUAGGAUUUCACAGUAACGAUCGUUUCCUGGACUAUGUCAUUAAGUGUACCAAAAAACUGUUCCUUAAACUACCGCUGUAUUCAUCCUUCCUGAUGAAAGUUCUGUAUGUACACGUAUGCAUUAAGUGUUAAUUUUUCUUUCUACUUAGAAUAAUAAGGAUUUAAAGAACUUUAUAUACAGGCAAGAAGGGAAGAGUUGAAAUUUACCUUUAGACUGCACCUGGCAUUAGCACACUUUAUACAGGGCUUCUGACAGGUCACGGAAGAAAAAGUCAAAUUUCACAGGAUUUUUAGGGACAAAUUCGUGGAAAAAUCGGCUGAUUUCGCGGUAAUUUCGCAGGAGUUUUCAGGGCAAACUUCAUCAAAAAGCAAUCGGUAAAAAACGGCCAAUUUUGUGGUUAUUUUCAAGGCAAAUUUCGCUAGAAAUCAAUUGCUUACUAGCGUUUUUAAUGUUUUUCUAACAGAGGUUAUCAUUUGCUCUUUCAACAACAAUACGCCCCAGAAAUGAACCAAUGGCAAAGCCUUUAACAUCAUGGCUAGAGCCCAGUUUUUCGCAACAUAAUCUACGCCUGGUAGUUUCGGGAUGUUGUUUGCACAUUUCAGCCCCAAUAGCUGAAAUAAAUUUCAAAUAUGUUGUACAGACAUGUAUUUGAUAAGAUUUCAACCGAAUUUGGCGGUAUUUUUCGUGUUUUUGUGAAUUUCACGGGAUCUCGCAGAUUUACCUGAAUUUCAUGGCUCCGCGACUGCGUGAAAUAUUAGAAGCCCUGUUUAUACAUGUACCUUUUUGUUUACAUGUAACAGUGCACAAUUUUUUUCCAAGAUUUUCUCAUUACCAAAUAGGUGCCCAUGAUCCACGCGGAAAUGAAAAAGAGUUCUCCAUGCAGAUUGAAAUCCUAGGGCAUUAACUUCUAUUUUCUUAUUAGGUGUGUUUUACAUUUAAGCUGUCCCUUAAUUUUUUUUUUCCACUGUUGAUUUUUUUAUGGAAUGCGUUUUUCAUUUUUUUUUCUGUUUAUGCAACUGUAGGUUUACCUGAAUGCCUUAAUUGUUCUGAUAAAGGCUGGUGCCAAGAAACAAAGUAUUGCGUUAAAUGCCCUUCUGGAUAUUACCAAAAUCUGACUGGACAAACCCAAUGUGUACCCUGUCCUCUGGGUCACUACCAAAAGGAUUCUGGACAAACCCAAUGUCUACCCUGUCCUGCGGGUCACUACCAAAAUGAUUCUGGACAAACCCAAUGUCUACCCUGUCCUCUGGGUCACUACCAAAAGGAUUCUGGACAAACCCAAUGUCUUCCCUGUCCUGCGGGUCACUACCAAAAUGAUUCUGGACAAAACCAAUGUCUAACCUGUCCUGCGGGUCACUACCAAAAGAAUUCUGGACAAGCCCAAUGUCUAAACUGUCCUGCGGGUCACUACCAAAAGGAUUCUGGACAAGCCCAAUGUCUACCCUGUCCUGCCGGUCACUACCAAAAUGAUUCUGGACAAACCCAAUGUCUAACCUGUCCUGCGGGUCACUACCAAAAGGAUUCUGGACAAGACCAAUGUCUACCCUGUCCUGCGGGUCACUACCAAAUUGAUUCUGGAAUGGCUUUGUGCAAUGCCUGUAAGGCUGGGCAACAUCAGGAAAAUCCUGGACAAAAAGAGUGUAAACCUUGUCCAUUAGGGUUCUAUUCCGGGUAAGCAUGAUGUUAUCAAUUUACAGUAUUACUACUAUACAAUACAGUAGCGGAUCCAGGGGGAGGGCCCAGGGGGUCGGGACCCCCCCCCCCCCUAUCAGACCUGAUGCUUGUUUGAGACUGAAACUCUUACGUCGACAGGUUCGUAUAUCACUUUUUUAACUAUGUGAUUUUUUUUCAAUGAAACGCACAUUGCAUUUUGCCACUAAAAUAAAUUCCAGGGAUAUUCAAAAAUGUAAUUGCUUUUUGGGUACCUUCCUAUGAUCUGUUCUCCUCAGUAUUUCCUGCGCCAAUAGAAACCGGCGUAACACCUGGUCAUCUCUGUUACAAGUAAUUUGCCACAAAAAAGUUUCAACAGUCCUUUCUGAGUUCAGCAAUGUUUGGAGCCCCCCUCCCCCCCCAAUAAAAAAUUCCUGGAUCCGCCCUUGCACUACGCGUACAUGUACAAGAAUGGAUUUCCAUGUAAUGUAGGAAAAAAACAUUGGGUUGACCAGAAAGACCAGUUCACCAGACAUGUAUGUAUAAUAGGGUAAGGUUCUAAUAUUUACUUUUGGUACUGUAUUAGGGCAGUACUUAGCUUGAAGUGACAGUUACGUUAGUCAUUAGAGAGAUUUAGACCUGCAUUAACAGCAAGCUGCAAACCUCCAGUUGACAAAGUUUUACCUCAUUGUACCUGUUGUUUUCUGUUUGUUAUGUCUAAACAAAUAUUAGUGUACUCAUAAAUUUCAUCAAUAAGACACUUUUAGACACUUUUUGUCUGCUUUUUUCCCAGAUUGAGAAAUUUUCAAUUUGAAUCUGACGUUUGCUGUUAGCCGUACACAAUUCUAAAUCUCUCUGUUGUGUGGAUAACAAACCUUAGAUGGCUCAUUUCUGGGAAACUGCCUACCUACCCCUCCCCUAAGUCAACAUUAACACUUAACAGUUAACACAAAAUGUUGACUUAGGGGAGUGGUAGGUGGGCAGUUUCCCAGAAACAUAUAUAAUGAUCCGCUUAUUCUACCCCCAUCUCUCUAUCAGUGCUUUUUUGUACAGGCACAGUAUUUGACAUGUAAAUCUACUCUGAUAGGAAAGAUAUUGUAACAAGGAUUUAAGGCAAAGCCUGCAAACCUACAGGUUGUAACUUGGAACUUCUCAGACAAAAGGCUCUUUGUACUGUCCUAACCAAAUGUUCCAAAGUAAUCCUUGCUCCUUUUACAGCUGUGGCCCCCCAUGAUCAAAUGCGAGUUCAUGCAUGUGUGCAUUGUGUUGGAAAAUUAUUCCCGUCUUUUGUUUUAGUUCUGCAGGAGCUCAUAGAUGUAUUUCAUGCCAAUCUGGUGGAGUCUGCGGGUAAGAUUCAUAUUUUCAAAAAUAUACUAUAUAUUUUGGCACUCACCCAAAGUAUUAAGGAAAUGGCUAAUAAUUCAGCAAGGUGUACAAAUGCAUGAGAGAAAAUCGUCUUUAAUUUGUUCAGUCUAACAGUUUAAGCAUUAGCCCUCUAAGACCAAAACUCAAGAGAAGAGGUUAUGAGAAUUACAGUUGUAAUAAAAUAAUCACCUGAGGGAAAGAAAGUCUUAAUAUCUUGUAUGUGAAUUUGGGGGCUAAUUUACCUUUCACAGUGCGUAUCUGUUUACAGGUCAAAUUUGAUUUGAGGUUAAAUUUGAUUUAACCUUGGUUGAUUCUCAAUUUCCUUUGUUUCUUAACCCCAAUUCAUGAAUAAUUACCGGUAGUGUUAGGAGAAUUAAUUAAAUGAUCACCAGAGGUAAAAUACCUCGAUUUAAGGAUUAUGUAUGGAGAGGUCGGGAGCAGUAUUUUGUAUGUGGAUAUCGAGGCUCAGAGGAGGAGCGAAUAGUAUCCCAUGAUGCAUUUAUCCAGAGGCAUUACGCAAUAUCGCAGUCAUGGCAGAUUCCAUCGUGAAAUAAGGUCGUUUUCUCGUCCCCUUUUUUCUCAUUUGUGUUCCAGGAAAAGUAAGAAAAUUGCAUUAUUUUGUUAUUUGACAUGACUUCUCCGAUUUGCAAUGGCUUAAGAGCGAAAUUUCCACGUAGAAACAUUUAUUUUCAUUGUUUCACUUAGUCUUCUUAUCACAAUGUGUUCAGUGACCCACAGCAAGGUCAUGAAUAUUCACGAUUUUUGGAUUAUAUGUUGAAGUCUUCCAAAUGUGGACCUCGCGCCGGCAAAUUGAGGUCCUGAAUAUUGCACAGGCUAAGAAGUACCCAGAAGUACCCACAUUUUGAAGACUUUUUUAUCGAGCAAAGAUGGCUGAAAUUUCGUAUCUUUUAUCACAUUUCAACGCCAUGUGUGAUAAUAUAUGUGUCGUAUGUGUAAAGCCUGCUGAAGGCUACAUCUGUUGGGCGCUUUCGAGAGCACUUUAUGCUGAAGCAAUCACUUUGUAUUUUCAUAGUGGUUAUUUUUAAAAGGAAUUUGACUAUAAUUAUUUUAAUUAGAACAAGGAGCGGUAAAUAUUACCGUGUGUUUCAGUGUGAUAGGAACCAAGCGGCACAACGAGGCACAACGCUAAACAAGCCUGCUCAGAAAUUAAAAAAAAAAAAAUAUCAGAAACUUUAUUUAUUCGAAAGAACAGAUCAGUAUUCUGGCCAGGAAAUUUCCUUGAAGAUUGCGUGAGUCAGUACCGGGUAGAUUCAGAGGAUUGUUUGUCGCAUCGAUAGGUUAAUUUUAUUUGUAACUGCAGUUGUAAAUUGAACUCCUUUGAGCGCGAUGCUGAAAUAAAUCCUCCUUUAGCAAUUACCUUCGCAGCGUAGCGGCUGUUUUGUUGGAGCCACUUUUUAAAUCAGUCAUGGUUUCGGUUCUCCUGGUGAACCUUUCAGUUGCCAAGUCUCAUACUUUGUGUUUGUGGUUGCGACCGAGCGCACAAGUAGUUCUCGACAGAUCAGUGAAACACAUGUAACCCUUCAAAGUAACGCUGAAAUUCUUCUUUAAAGCACAAUGAAUAUCUGCUAACUCAAUAUUCUCAAAAGCAGAAGCUGCUGAACCGAAACAUGUUUGGAAACCAUACACAUCGAGCACUACGAUGUUCACUACGCGCGCACUGAAGAGUAGUGAUCAUGAUAUGUCACGUACGCAGUGAUCUCUGAGUGAUAAUAUAACAUGAAACGAGGUGCAUCACGGGAUACUAUUCGAUCGUCGUCUGAUCGAGGCUUAAAGAGUUAAUUAUUGCAGUAGCUUCCCCCUCCCCUCCCCUCCCCCCCCCAGUGAGAGUGUACAGAGUGAGGGUUUGCAAGAAAUUCUACUUUUUUAUGUUUAGUUUGUUUGCCUGAUUAAGAGAAUUUCAGGAUGCCUUCUUCUAAAAUUUAAUAAUGGUCAUGAUAGCGGCAGAGGUAUUUUGCAGAAUGCUGAAUUCUGUUUGAAUGACUCUGAAGGUACAGUAGGUGAUUAGGGUUACGAAACUGAGUGAAUCAAGUUUCAGGUCAGUUUUUUUCCAGUAUAAUGACCCUAAAUAGAACCUGAUUCACUCAGUUUCCUAACCCUAAUUACUAAACUCUGAGUCAUUCUGCGUUCAGCAUUCUGCAAACAUACCUUUGCUGUCGUGACAGCAUUUUUAACUCCUGUAUACUUCUAUUGGUACACAGCAUGCACGGGUGUACAACUUGCAUCGCAUGUCCUGCCGGACAAGAAGCACUCGAUAUGGGCAUGCACAACUGCACUCUCUGCCAUAGAGGUAAAAGUCUCACUGAGCAUCUCGUAAGAUGAAAAAUCACGGAAUUACUCGCAAAAUAAAUUAUUUAUACUCAAAAGAUAGCAGAAACACACAAAAAUACCACUCAAAGGAUUUCUUGGAAACUGUCUUUUUGAACUGCUUGCCCCAGGCUUAUACAUGUACAACUUCGUAAGGGAUUUUACGAGGGCUUAUAAACGGUGGUGGGGGGCUUACCGGUAUGUUCAGGGGGGGGGGGUUGCUCAUUUGUGAUAUAAGGGGGGAGGGCUUAUAACUGGACUAAAAAAAGUGUUUCACAACAAGGUACAGUGUACAUAGGAGUGAUGAUCAAAAUCCUUUUUGAAUUCGAUUGCUUUUUUAUCCUUCAAGACGACAUUGUUUGUAAAAAGUCGGAUUCAUUUCUUAGUGGGGGGCUUAUAACUGGAUUUACCUAUUAAAUUUUCAGCCUCGGAUAAUCCAUUUCUAGCAUUCUGUUUGGUUCGCCCAAUCUCGGUUAUCAGCUCAUAUACCUUAGUUUGACCUUAUAUGGAAAACACUUAUGUUGAGGAAACAAAAUUUCUCCCAGACAAAGUGGUGGAGAAUUUAAGUAGAUUUUGCGAGCUUUCUGCCAACAAAACAACAAAAAAACUGGAAAAUGCUAUACUGGCAGCAUCAAAAAAGCCUUGGGGGAGGGGGUAGUCCCUUUUAUAAGCUAUAUAGGUACAUCACGUAUGUGCUGCCUCAUUGGGACGGGGUUUUGUGUCAUUUUGGUCUGAAAAAGGGUAUACAUUUUGUUUACAGGUAGAUGGGCCUAUAACUUAAUGGGAGGGGGGCUUAUAAGCUCAGAAUUUUCUGGUAAUCUGAAACUGACCAAGGACCUGCUGGCAAAGAUGUUGCAAAUAAAUUCCUUGAAGCGGUAGAGAUGUUAUAAGCUUAGAAAAGUUUUGAAUUAUGCAUUUCAAUAAGCAGCAUUAAACUGUACUUAAAAUUAUAAAUUAAGUCCCAAAAAAGACACAUUAACCUCGAUGAAUUCCCCCCCCCCCUUUUUAUUUAAGUUCAACUGUCCGCUUACUUCUGAUGGCCUUUUACAAACAGUGAGUGCUGCAUUCAUGUGUGCCUUUUGCCUAUAAGAACUUCUUAAAUCAUUCAUUCAGAUUAGUACAGGUAACUUACAGUAGUGAGCAAUAAAACAAUCAUAACACCAUUUACAGAUGAUUUUUUGUUUAAUUUGUUUUCUUUUCCACUUGCUUUUUACGUUAGGUUUUGUCAAACAAAUUACAGGCUUUGAUUGGUGUACGAAAUGUAAAAGAGGCUGGUACCAAACCCAGAGAGGCCAGAAAACAUGUAAAGAAUGCCCUAAAGGUUAUUAUUGCCCAGUAAGUAACCAAGAUCAUUUUUCCAUGUGCCUACUAGUGGUUGGUAAAAGUUGUUAAUAGAGAACUUAUUUAUUUGGAGCAUGAAGAAAAAUCAACUACAAGUAGGAAAUUUGAAUGGGUUAUAAAAAUGGUUCGGGGAGCCUUUCUUUUAUAACUUAAUUAAUUGCCUAAGUAACGCACAAGCCAUGCACAUACAACUGUAGGCAGGUUAAUUGGACUUAUAAAGUCAUUCAAUUGAGAACAGAAAUUUGGAGGCUUUUCCAGAGGUAUUUUAUAACUUGCAAUUUGAGAAAUGAAAGCGAGUAGAGGAAAGGGCCACUCAUUUAUCAUCUGUAAAGAAUCAUAGAAUUUAAUCCUCUAUUACUUCACAUGGCAAUAUUUUAGGGGAAGGAACAUUACUGGAAAACCAAUAGUAUUGUCCACAUCUCCAAGAAAAACACAUUCUAACUAUUUCCGUAGUACAGUCAAACCGUGCUUUAUGAACACCCAGUUAAUAUGCUUGCCUCAUUUUUAUGGACAGUUUGCUUUGUCCCUGGGGAACAAUGUCCUGUUACUUUUUUCUCUAAAUUCAUUCCGCUUAUUUCUGUCUCCCUGUUUAUGCAGAUACUGUCUGUUGCCUCCUCAGAGUCUGUACGUAUGGGGUUUGACUGUAAUCGUGGUAAACUGCGCUCUUUCCUUGUAACAUGUUGUUAUUUUCAUGUACAUGUACAUUUCAGUGGGAGGACUCAGAGCCAAUUCCCUGUGAGUCUGGCCAGUUAUGUCCUGCAGGAUCUUAUGCUCCAGGAACAGAAUGUAAUGUAAUGUAUGAUAGAGAUGAACAAACAGAUGUAAGUAUCAGUUAAAAAAAUUUCAGUUAAUUUCCCUCUUUUCACCCUCAGCAGUAUUUAUAACACAAGCAGGCCAAGCUGUUCACUGAUAGGAAAUAAAUUAACGUACUGAAACAGUGAUAACAAGGUUAAGAAUCCCACCUGGCCGAAAGCAAACCAGUUGGCUUUUUAUAGGUUGGAGGGGUUAAGAAUUUGAACUUCAGACUGUCAAAAACAAAUCAAGCCAGUGCGCUUGGUGGAAGGAAAAACAUAAUCUCUUUUGUGGACUCUGGAUUAAAAGUGCGGCGCUCUGAUUGAUCAGCCAUGCUGCCCUUAUUGUUGUACAUGUAUACAGUUUACAUACUGUACUUAAAGGGCCUACGUCAUGCUAUUUGCCAUUUUUCUGUAAGGUUAAACUAAUCUUUUUUCGCAUCCAUUGAAUUCCAAAAAAGUGGUCCGGUUUUGUUAGUUAAGACACUAUACAUGUGUUUAGUCUUCUAACCUGUUUCCUGCGGUCUGAAGCAACGGAUUGCAAGGAUGGACGUGGAUUAAAACUUAAAAGUUGGCUAUGCCUGCAAAAAUCACCCAAAAAUAUUUUUUGCUAGUGCUCUCGCACGCAAUUUGCGUGAUAUCUGCUUCAUAACUCUACAAGAGUACUUUAAAGACACCAAACACUAAGUAAUGACUUCGGCACAGACUUUACCUAAAACAGCCAGUGCCCGAUCCAGGGAGCCCCCCCCCCCCAACUUACCAACUUAAUUUUAUACCAAACUGAGGCCCAGAGGGCCGAAAAAUUUUGAGACCUACUCCCCCUUCCCCCCGCUCAUCUGAAGGUCUGGAUCGGGCACAGACAACAAUACACAACGUAUCUUCGUGACAUCCAAAUGUAACCCCUUUAGUUUUUUACAAAAGAGUGUGUUAACCCUUUAAGUCCCAAUAGUGACCAACAGCAAUUUUCUCCUAACAAUGUCCAUACAUUGUCAAGAGAUAAGGUUGUGAGAAUAUAAAAAAUGAUCACGAAUGAGAAAAUGCCUUGAUGUUUUAUUUAAUUCUCUCAACUAAUUCUUAAAAGAAAUGUAUGGAGAUCAGUUUGGAGAAUUUGUAUUUGGAUAACUGGGCUUAAAGGGUUAAACUGGUGAAUUAUUGCAAGUAAUUGAAUUUGUACUUUUUUUCCAUUUAAACAGAAAUGUGAGCUCAAGUCUGUUGUUUACAUAGUUAUCUGCUUAACAGUAGCAGGUAUUUGACAAUUCUUUUUAUUGUACAUGGUAAUACUGUACUGUUUAAUCUCUUUUACCUCUACAAUGUAUUUCUGCUCAUUUCACAAUCUGUUUCAGUCAAACUUUCCCGCCAAGAGUGGAUUUGAUGAAUAUAAAUGGAAAAGUUAUUACUAUCCAUUUCAGUGAUGGUUAGCUGUUGUGUUGUGACGCAGUGUCUUUUCAGUAGUUUGAAGUAUCGUCUGUAAUAGAUGGUGUGCGCAGCUGUUUUUUUUUUUUCUCUUAAGUGGGAAGGUUGCGUGAUGACCCCAAACUCGGCUGCUUUGGCUACUAGACGAAGUGCGACAAAUUUUUGAAAACGCGUUCUUUGUUGUUGUUUUUUUUCUCAGUCGCAGUUGUAGCGGUAGGAUUUGUCGUGGUCAGGAGAUACAGACGGUAAGCAGAUAAUUGUAUAAAACAGCCUAACAGAUGAAUACUCCUUCUUUUAAUAUUUUUUUUCUGCGGUAGACAGUGAAGUAAACAGAAUUUGCGAUGCGAUUGUCAGUAGCUUCGCCUUGCAAACAAGUUUUCGAGUUCUACAUUUAGAAAGUCGCAAAGGUCACGCGCUUAUAAGCCUUGAGAGAUUGACACCCUCAUUUUACAUGGAUGUACAUUCAAGGAUUGUACAUACUCGCGUUACACGGCUCUGGUACCCUCCUUUCUCCCUCCAUUGUUGUUCGGUAAUAGUUUCUCUGUGGAUUUUUCCGAAUUUGAGGCCAACAUUUGACGGGAAAGCGAAAAGGAAGCCAAGCACAACUUUUCAACGUUUUAAUGUUACGAAUUGUAGCUACGAUCCUUACAUAACUCAUACGGCAAUCUCGUUUCCAGAUGAAAAUUGCGUUCAUCGGCAUUCAGCGAUUAAAUCUCACCUCCAGGAAGAAGGAACGCCUACAAAUUAUAAACAAUUCUGCUGAAGGGAUGAAAAAAAUAGUAGAAAAAAAUCAGUCGCAUAAAACGAUGGAUCUGCGUAAGGGCUCAAACCAUAAAUUUUCCCCGUGUACACUAUAAGGAGCCUUAGGCUCUCCUCGCAAUUUCCAGAUCUGAAACGGAUAGUUUCAUUGCAGGCAGGAUUGUUUGCAUUUUUAACUAAUAUUUUAUCAAAUAAAGUGUUGUUAGUAGGCAUUUUAAAUUAUUUAUUUAUUUAUUUCCGCGAGCAGCACGCUAAUCUUUGGAUAUCCUGUGGUUCUUUGGGUGUUCUUUUGCUAUUUAGGCGUUACAAUCUGGAUGUAUGUUUGUCAGGAUAAUUUUUAGCAAGUAUUUUCAGGGGUGUCAGCUUGAUUGCAAAUCGCAACACUCUUAUCGCGUCAUUCUGAUUGUGCUACGUUUCGCACAUUGUAGCGCUCGCAAACAGCUUUCAAUUAUUUUUUUUAUGACUGUAAACUGGCCACUAAGGACCCAGAAUCACAAAGAGCUCGUGAUUUUAUGACCCCUAAGUAGUCAGUUAUCCUACAACUAUUAGUUGACCUAAUAAAACAGCUGUAAUUAGCAAAAUGUGUAUUUAAGUUCACUUACACUUACAAUUUGUAACCUCUCGUAAAUUUAUAUAUUUAUUUCAACAGAAAUAAUGAACAGAGGCAACGCCUGCUGGAAAGACAACACCCAGUUUAUACAGGCUGGUGAAAGAGAUUUCUUAUAGCAACUAGGAACAUCGAGGAAAUCCUCGGUAUCAAAAAUGAUGUAAAUUAAGUUUAGCUAAUGUAUGUUUAGGUAGUGGGGACGUAGUUAAGAAAAGAAAUGUGCAGGAAAACUCUUCUCCCUCUGUUCGAUUUUCAUUUUACGCUCCGCUUCUUAUCUCACGCUCAUUGUCUCACUUCGCGCUCCGCUUCCCAUUUCAAGCUCCCCUUCUCAUUUCACGCUCUGCUUUUCAUUUCACGCUCCUCUUCUCAUUUCACACUCCGCUUCUCAUUUCACGCUCCCCUUCUCAUUUCACGCUCCGCUUCUCAUUUCACGCCCCCUUCUCAUUUUACGUUCCGCUUCUCAUUUCACCCCCCCCUUCUCAUUUCACGCUCCUCUUCUCAUUUCACACUCCACUUCUUAUUUCACGCUCCGCUUCUCAUUUCACGCCCCCUUCUCAUUUCACGCUCCGCUUCUCAUUUCACGCUCCGCUUCUCAUUUCACGCCCCCUUCUCAUUUCACGCUCCCCUUCUUAUUUUACGCUCCCCGUCUCAUUUCACGCCCUUCUACUGAUUUCAUGCUCCUCCCACGACCUGAAUACAUGGAACGGGCGUCAUCAUUUGACGAAAACAUCUGCAGUAGUAAUGUGGUUCUCUGUGUUUUGUAGUGUUUUACAAAAAUAUUUAGGGGAACAUUUUUCAUCCGUGGUGCGUGUUAUCGAUAUCAAUUAUUGUUAGUUUGGGAGGUUUUUGUCAAUGAAUAACUGGAUUCCAGAUUCGCAACGAAUUCACAGGGAAAAUAGAUUAAAAAAAAGAUAAAAAAUAUUUUGCAUUCGUCUUAGUCCUUAUGUAUGAUAAAAAAUUACAACAUCGUUCGAUACAUUGUAAAAUAUAUAGAUGUCAAACUGGUACUAACGGCAAAUCGAUGAACUAGUCAACAAAAUGUUAAAGCAAAAAAUAUGUUUCAACAAAAUUAUACUUUGUAGCGCGGCCAUGCCCAUAAAGGAAUGUUUUGUUUCUGAUGGCCCGAGCGACCCAUUUUUUCGGAAAAUGAAACACCAAAAUUUGACAAAAUCCUUUCUGCUGUGAAAAAAAAACGUCGUUUGAUACAGCUUUUUCAAUGAACGUUACUAUUGUUAUAUCCAUUUUGGCAUUUCCUGUUAAAGUUGUUUACGCUUUUAUUUGUUAAGACAGGUUUCUCUCAGGAGACGAAUAGAAGACACAUCUGCAGUCUUUUCUUUACAUGUGCUGUUUGAACAUGAUUCUAACCGUGGCUUGUUUUAACUUUUUGUUUUUUACCCUUUCGACCGACCUACUUCUACAAAAUAUUGCGCGAUGAAAAAUGAAACACAUACAUGUAAUGGGCAUGUCUUUUUUGAACAAUCAAAAGGUUCAUUUCCUCGCAUAGCUUAAAUAACUUUCAUCUUCCCCAUGGCGUGCGCAUGCGCGUAUAUGCGUCACAUUGGUCCGCUGGAAUUUUUAUUGCCGGUUUCUAAGCUUAAAAACAAUAAAUUCCAAGGAGCAAAUUCACUUGACAACGAGGUCAUCAACUCUUAAUCCCUUUCCUCUUUUAAGAAAAAACUGAAGAUUAAAUUAUGGAAUAAAUAUGAAAAAAGUUCAUAAAUCUUUUCAUCUUCGACUUUUCGCCAUCUUUUCUUCAAUUGAUGUGAAACAGCUCUAGCCCGUAGUUCGAGGAGGCCUAACCUCUCAUAAGCUACUAUAGUUUCUGUUAGGUCUCUUCGCCACUUCUUUUUUUCUUCUUUUCUUAUAUUUUUUGUAAUUAUUGUGUGGCAAGUAAAAAUAAAAUAAAUAAAUAAAUAAGUAAAUAUCUCCACCCUAUACCUUAAAAAAAUGACUCGACCCUCAAUUUCCCCAAAUUACGCACCUGUUAGUUAAAUUGACUCUUAUUGUUAUCGUCUGUCCUAGGAAGUAAAGCUAAAGUUUGGGAGUAAAAUUUCUGUACAGGUCACUAUGAAAUUGUCUUGUAGUAAAAAGCACGGGAUAAUUUAUAUUUAUAUUUUUUAGCUUUGUAUUAGUAUCUUAGGCUGGUCCUGAUGACUUUAUACCUAAGGAGGUGCUUGGUAAAUAAAAAUUUACACUC